Clunio marinus is the source of this 429-nucleotide messenger RNA. Lineage: Eukaryota; Metazoa; Arthropoda; Insecta; Diptera; Chironomidae. The record is from the annotation of a GenBank genome assembly.
AUGUCGUCGACAUCAACUUACAAACGUGUUAAAAAUCUUUCACGAAAGCGAAUUAGAAUGAACUUAAAAUAUAUUUUAAAUGCUUACCAGUGCGUCAAGUUUCCCGAGUUUAAUACCUGCAAAAAAAUAAAAGAGAAAAGUGAUGAAAAUGUGAUGAGAAAAUAUUCAAAAACUUCAAACGAGAACACGACAGACACCUCCAAUAAACACUUCAACGUAACUUCGGAUGCUUCACAGUUCGCUAAGGGAAUGAGGAAACCAAACCGAACCGAACCUUUCGGCUUUCACUUCUUGACAGGAAAAAGAAGAAAGUUCUCACUGUCUACAAUGCAUCACUGUUAUGCCCUCAAGAAUCGAAGAAAAAUGGAUGAAUCUAAAGCAAAUCGUAAUGAAGAAAAGAAAAAAAAAGAAAAGCUAAAAGAUGAAUAG